Molecule: messenger RNA, 1209 nt
Organism: Vombatus ursinus (common wombat)
Lineage: Eukaryota; Metazoa; Chordata; Mammalia; Diprotodontia; Vombatidae
Gene: LHX5
Product: LIM homeobox 5
Exons: 5
Coding region: 1-1209 (402 amino acids)
Biological process (GO): regulation of transcription by RNA polymerase II; neuron differentiation
Cellular component (GO): nucleus
Molecular function (GO): RNA polymerase II transcription regulatory region sequence-specific DNA binding; DNA-binding transcription factor activity, RNA polymerase II-specific
Source: RefSeq, a predicted model, not a curated record
AUGAUGGUGCAUUGUGCCGGCUGCGAGCGGCCCAUCCUGGACCGGUUUCUGCUCAACGUCCUGGACCGCGCGUGGCACAUCAAGUGUGUUCAGUGUUGCGAGUGCAAAUGUAACCUCACCGAGAAGUGUUUCUCGCGGGAAGGGAAACUCUACUGCAAGAACGACUUCUUCAGGCGGUUUGGCACCAAAUGUGCUGGGUGUGCGCAAGGCAUCUCUCCCAGUGACCUGGUUCGGAAGGCCCGAAGCAAAGUAUUCCACCUCAACUGCUUCACCUGCAUGGUCUGCAACAAGCAGCUGUCCACGGGCGAGGAACUCUAUAUUAUAGAUGAGAACAAAUUUGUUUGCAAAGAGGACUAUUUGAACUCGCCCAGUGUCAAGGAAGGCAGCCUCAACUCAGUGUCAUCCUGUACGGACCGAAGUUUGUCUCCAGACCUGCAGGACCCUCUCCAGGACGACCCCAAAGAGACCGACAACUCAACGUCGUCCGACAAGGAAACCACAAACAACGAGAACGAGGAGCAGAACUCUGGCACCAAGAGGCGGGGGCCGCGCACCACCAUCAAGGCCAAGCAGCUGGAAACGCUCAAGGCCGCCUUCGCCGCCACACCCAAGCCCACGCGCCACAUCCGCGAGCAGCUGGCGCAAGAGACGGGCCUCAACAUGCGGGUCAUCCAGGUCUGGUUCCAGAACCGUCGGUCCAAGGAGCGCAGGAUGAAGCAGCUGAGCGCUCUUGGUGCGCGGAGACACGCUUUCUUCAGGAGUCCUCGGCGCAUGCGUCCACUAGGUGGCCGGCUGGAUGAGUCGGAGAUGCUGGGGUCCACGCCCUACACUUACUAUGGAGAUUACCAAGGAGACUAUUACGGCCCUGGAGGAAACUACGACUUCUUCCCGCACGCCCCGCCGUCACAGGCGCAGUCGCCCGCAGACUCCAGCUACUUACCGAACUCAGGGCCUGGCUCCACCCCGCUGGGGCCCCUGGAGCCGCCCCUCCCGGGGCACCACUCUUCAGAAAACCAAAGGUACACGGAUAUGAUCUCUCACCCGGACACGCCGAGCCCUGAGCCUGGCAUGACUGGCUCUCUGCACCCCAUCCCGGGCGAAGUCUUCACCGGGGGGCCCAGUCCGCCUUUCUCUAUGUCCAGCAAUAGCGGUUACAGCGGGCCACUGUCACAUCCCAACCAGGAGCUGAAUGAGGCUGCCGUGUGGUAA